Molecule: messenger RNA, 1578 nt
Organism: Medicago truncatula (barrel medic)
Lineage: Eukaryota; Viridiplantae; Streptophyta; Magnoliopsida; Fabales; Fabaceae
Product: putative disease resistance RPP13-like protein 1
Exons: 2
Coding region: 1-1578 (525 amino acids)
Biological process (GO): defense response to other organism
Molecular function (GO): ADP binding
Source: RefSeq, a predicted model, not a curated record
AUGGAACUCGAAACUCCUGGUGGCGCUAUUGCAUCUUCUUUCUUUGAGGCAUUGAUUGACAAAUUGUCUUCUGCUGAAACUAUGGACGAGAAUCUACAUAGUAGGUUGAUAACGGCUUUGUUUUCCAUCAAUGUUGUUGCUGAUGAUGCUGAGAAAAAGCAGAUCGAUAACUUUCAUGUGAAAGAAUGGCUUCUUGGGGUUAAAGAUGGUGUUCUUGAUGCUCAGGAUCUCGUGGAAGAAAUUCACAUUCAAGUUUCCAAGUCCAAACAGGAAGUAGCUGAAUCUCAGACAAGCUCUACUAGAACCAACCAGCUAUUGGAAAUGAUGACCAAACAACUCUCUCUAAUUGGGGCACAAGGAGAAGUCGCUACACGCAGUGGAGAAGUCGCGUUGGUCACGGCAUCAGAUCAAAUUCAUCAAUUACAUCAUCUGGAUGAAGAAGACUCUUGGACAUUGUUUGCGAAACAUGCAUUUCAUGGCUUUGAUGAUUCUUAUGCUGUCUCCUGGACAAAGAAGACUACCCUCCAUGAGAAGGUUGGUAAGAAGGUGGCUGACAAAUGCAAAGGAUUACCUCUGGCCUUGAUAGCCAUCGGAAAUCUCUUGCGCAGAAACUCAUCAUUGCAGCAUUGGGAGAAGAUAUCGGAAAGCGAUGCAUGGGAUUUAGCAGAAGGGAACAGAAUUGUCCCUGCAUUAAUGGUAAGCUAUCAAAGCCUUCCCACUCACCUAAAGAAAUGCUUUGAGUACUGUGCCUUGUUUCCAAAAGGUUAUCUUUAUGAGAAAGAUCAGCUAUGUCUAUUGUGGAUGGCUGAAAAUUUGAUUCAACGCCCUCGACAACAUAUGACGAGUAUGAAGGAAGUUGCUGAAUCUUACUUCAAUGAUUUGAUUUUGAGAUCAUUUUUCCAGCCAUCAACAAAGUAUAGAAAUUAUUUUGUCAUGCACGACCUACAUCAUGACUUGUCAAAGUCUAUAUUUGGGGAAUUUUGUUUCACAUGGGAAGGCAGAAAAUCAAAGAACAUGACAAGCAUAACUCGUCAUUUUUCAUUUUUAUGUGAUGAAAUAGGAUCUCCGAAAGGACUGGAGACCUUGUUCGAUGCGAAAAAGUUACGCACAUUCCUACCGUUGUCUAUGACUUGUUUUGAAUAUCAAUGGUUAUUGUGCUUUAACUCUAACAAAUUACUGCUUUCAGAGCUCUUCUCCAAGUGCAAGAGGCUGCGUGUCUUAUCUUUGUGUGGGUGUAUGGAUAUGAUUGAGUUACCGGAUAACAUAGGCAAUCUUAAACAUCUCCAUCACCUCGACCUUUCUCGUACUAAAAUAAGUAAACUUCCGGAUACAUUGUGCUCACUUCAUUACUUGCAAACAUUGAAGGUCAGGGACUGUCAAUUUCUUGAAGAGCUGCCUAUGAAUUUGCACAAACUCGUGAACUUGUGUUAUCUCGAUUUUAGUGGAACAAAGGUAACAGUAAUGCCAAAGGAAAUGGGAAAGCUGAAAAAUCUUGAAGUACUGAGUUCUUUUUAUGUAGGCAAGGGAAACGAUUCUAGUAUGAUGGACUUAUCUGUAUAUGUUUAUUUUGUUACAUAA